This is a messenger RNA of Ctenocephalides felis (cat flea), 435 nucleotides long. Its product is annotated as activity-regulated cytoskeleton associated protein 1-like. The transcript has a single exon. The record is from RefSeq and is a predicted model, not a curated record. Bases 1 to 435 code for a protein of 144 amino acids. Lineage: Eukaryota; Metazoa; Arthropoda; Insecta; Siphonaptera; Pulicidae.
AUGUCAGAAGAAAUGUUACAGCGACUGAUGGGAGUGAUAAGCGCACAAUCGAACACACGGACGGACUUGGUGACCGGCAGCUUUGCCAGGUGCACGGCCAGGUUCAACAGAACGCGGGUUCCUGAAAAAGUGAAGAAAAUCACAACUACCAUCGUCUUGUACAAAGACGUGGAGGGCAUCUCGGACGAGAAUGCGCUAAAGGGGCUACCACUACUUCUCCAGGACACGUCGGCCACGUUGUGGGAAAGUGUGAAGACGGAGGCCAAUACGUUCGACGAGGCGAUCCACUUGAUAAGGACGUCGUUCGCCCCAAGUAAACCCCCGCACAGCGUCUGUAUAGACUUUUUUGGCACUCGCCAAGAAAAGAAUGUGAGUACCGACCUAUUCGUUUGCCAGAAGAGGGCACUGCUGGCGCAGUUGCCCUACAAUAUAUAG